GUUUACUGACACAGGAAAGGAGCCGGGAGGCGCUCGUCAGUCAUCCGGACCCCGGGAGAACGGGGCCGUGAGCGUUAACGAGUAGAUGCACGGUAUCCUUUAUACCGCUUGCUUUUUCCUAGUCACCGGCGCAGGUGACAACAAUGCAAAGGGCAAAGAAAUUCGGGCGGAGGCGAUGGCUCGGUACAGGGAGCGUGUUAAAGAAAUGUUUUAUCAUGCCUACAAUAACUACUUAGAGAAUGCGUUCCCCUAUGAUGAACUGCGACCUUUAACUUGUGAUGGUCAGGAUACCUGGGGAAGCUUUUCUCUGACUCUGAUUGAUGCCUUGGAUACUCUCCUGGUGCUGGGCAAUGUGACUGAGUUUCAGAGAGUUGUCCACAUUCUUCAGGAUGGAAUGAACUUCGACAUCGAUGUCAACGCAUCUGUGUUUGAGACUAACAUUCGAGUGGUGGGUGGCCUGUUGUCUGCUCACCUGCUCUCCAGGGAGGGCGGCAUCGCUGUGGAGCCAGGCUGGCCGUGUACGGGCCCUUUGCUCAGAUUGGCAGAAGAAGCUGCACGUAGACUGCUGCCAGCUUUCCAAACUCCAACCGGAAUGCCAUUUGGGACGGUGAAUCUUAUGAACGGGGUGAAUCCCGGUGAGACGCCAGUCACGUGCACUGCAGGAAUCGGCACCUUCAUACUGGAAUUUGCUACUCUGAGCCGCUUGACAGGCGACCCGGUGUUUGAGGAGGUGGCGAGGAAGGCACUGGACGGGUUGUGGAAAAGCCGAUCGGACAUUGGCCUUGUGGGAAACCAUAUUGAUGUGUUAACUUCAAAGUGGGUGGCCCAGGAUGCUGGGAUUGGGGCAGGCGUCGACUCUUACUUCGAGUACCUGGUGAAGGGAGCCAUCCUGUUGCAAGAUGAAGGCCUGAUGUCGUCUUUCCUUGACUAUGAGAAAGUGAUUAAGAAUUACACCAAGUUUGAUGAUUGGUACGUCUGGGUUCAGAUGUACAAAGGCACCGUCUCCAUGCCGGUCUUUCAGUCUCUGGAAGCUUUCUGGCCAGGACUACAGAGUUUAAUUGGUGACAUCCAUAAUGCAAUGAAAACUUUCCACAACUACUACCAGGUUUGGAAGCAGUAUGGGGGACUCCCCGAGUUUUACAGCAUCCCCCAGGGCUCGACUGUGGACAAGCGAGAAGGCUACCCACUUCGACCAGAGCUUAUAGAGAGUGCCAUGUAUCUGUAUCGAGCAACAGGAGACCCAACCUUCCUGGAAUUGGGCAGGGAUGUGAUUGAGGCCAUUGAGAAGAUAAGUCGUGUGGAUUGUGGAUUUGCUACUGUCCGAGACUUGCGUGACCACAAACUGGACAACCGCAUGGAGUCCUUCUUCCUGGCAGAGACCGUGAAGUACCUCUACUUACUCUUCGACCCUGACAACUUCCUCCACAACGACGGGGCCACCUUCCACACGGUCACCACCCCCUACGGCGAAUGCGUGCUGGGGGCCGGCGGCUAUCUGUUCAACACGGAGGCACACCCCAUCGACCCCGCGGCCCUGCACUGCUGCAGCCAACGCAGGGAGGAGCGCUGGGAAGUCGAAGCGCUGAUGCACGAGUUCCGCAGCGCGCGGUAUGCGGGGGCGGGACUGCAUGAAGGGGGCUCUUUGCAACGGGCUCAAGCCCAAAGCAAGAGCAAGUGGACGGCUCAAGACGGGAACCAAGGAAAAAGAAAAACAAACAAGAAAAUUCCAGUACUGAGUUGCCCGAGCCAGCAUUUCAGCUCCAAACUUGCUGUGUUGGGUCAAGUGUUUACAGACUCUUCCUAAUCUUAACCUCAGAUCAGGGGUUCCCAACCUGGGGUCUACUGAGCCUUUGGUUAAUGAUAGGGGUCCAUGGCAUAAAAUAGAUUGGGAACCCCUGCCUUAGAUCUUUAUUUAUGGAACUGUGAAAUAAAGUUUUAUAUAGGAUUUUCCAAAUUUUUUGUGGUCAGCAGAUCUGAAGGACAAUGACUUCUACAUCACAAGGUAUCUGGUAUGUACUUUAUGAGCAGUUUUAGGUCCCUUAUCUAAGAAAGGUCGUGCUGGCGUUGGAGAGGGUCCAGUAGAGGGUCAGGUUAAAUGAAAGGGUGAAUAUAUAAGGAGCAUGCCUCUGGGUCUGUACUUGCUGGAGUUAGAAGAAUGGGGUGGGUGGGUGGAAUCUCAUUGAAAUUUACUGAAUAUUGGAAGGCCUAGAUAGAGUGGAUGUGGACAGGAUGUUUCCAUUAGUGUGUGAGUCUAGGACCAGAGAUCACAGCUUCAAUACAAGGAUGUCCAUUUAGAACAGAGAUGAGGAGGAAUUUCUUUAGCCAGAGAGUGGCAAAUCUGUGGAAUUCAUUGCCAUGGCCGACUGUGAAGUUGUUGGGUAUAUUUAAAGUGGAGGUUAAUAGGUUCUUGAGUAGUAAGGACAUGGAAGGUUAUGGGAAGAAGGAAGGAGAAUGGGGUUAAGAGAGGUAAUAAAUCGAAUAUUCAAUGGACUGAAAGGCCUGAUUCUCCUCCUGUCUUGUGUCUUAAUUACCUCUAGAGGUUCAAAUCACUGGGAUCUUCACGAUUGUCCUUUAAAUUAACAGGUUGCAAGUAGGAUGAGACAUUUGCCACAGACAGAGACCUUUGUGUGCUCAUGAUAUCAUGUAGAAUAUUACAAUUGAAUUUAAUAUUAAACAGUACAGAGUAGGCCCUUCGAUCCAUGAUGUCUGUGCUGUCCACAAUGCCUAAUUAAACUAAAUCUGCUCUUCCUGCCCAUAUGAUCCAUUCUCCUGCAUUCCCUGGACUCCCCUGACUAUCCAAAAGCCUCUAUUGUAUAUGCUUCCACCAGUUCCUCUGGCAGCCAGUUCCAGGCUCCCAGCACCCACUGUAUUUAUAAUAUUUUUUAAAAAACUUGCCUUCUUGAAACUUACCCCCGCACCUUAAACAGACAUCCUCCAGUAUGCCAUUUGCCUCAGAAGAAAGAUUCUGUGUGCCUUUAGUUUUAAGUUCUGAUUGCAGCCACCACUUUAUUGUACCGCAGACCACAGUAAUUUAAGAUGAAGGAGGAACUUUGACAAGGACAGCACAGACCAUCAUAUAAGACAAUAUGCGGUGGCAUGUUAGCGUUGUGGUUAGCACAAUGCUUUAUGGUACAGGCAAUCAGGGUUCAAUUCUGUAACUUCUCCCCGUGACUACGUGGGUUUCGUCUGGGUGCUCCAGUUUCCACCCACUGUCUAAAGACGUACCAGUUACAGGUUAAUUGGUCGAUGGAAAUUGUCCUGUAAAUAGGCUAGCCGCUUGGCGGCGCGGCUGGAGGGGCUGGAAGGGCCUGUUCCACGCUGGAUUUAUAAUAAGGCAUCCAUUAGUCUUGCAAGACCAUGGAUCUGCACCUGGAAAGUCUUCACUCUCCAGGGCACAGGCCUGGGCAAGGUUGUAUGGAAGACAGUCAGUUGCCCAUGCUGCAAGUCUCCCCUCUCCACGACACCAAUGUUGUCCAAGGGAAGGGCAAGGGCCGAUACAGCUUGGCACCAGUGUUGUCGCAGAGCACUGUGUGGUUAAGUGCCUCGCUCAAGGACACAACACGCUGCCUCAGCCAAGGCUCAAACUAGCAACCUUCAGAUCACUAGACCGAUGCCUUAACCACUUGGCCAUGUGCCCACAAUGUAUUUCAAUAAUAAAUAAACUGAAACACCCCCCCCCCCCAUUUCUUUGGGCUCUGUAAGCCUAGGGAAUGCAUGUUCCAGUGCAGCCAAACCCGUGAGAAGGGGACGAUUCUCCCACCCAAACCCUGGUUUGUGUGGAUGUUGUGUACUUUGCUACCCUGUUACAACCUGGUGCCAAGAAAUAACAGACAGCGCACUGCAUUCAAUUAAAGAAAUUAUAGACGGGGGAGAAAAAACAAAAAGGGCCCAUUAUAAUUAAAUGUUCACAAGUUGGAGCUCAACUCUUCCAAAAGUCAUGCUCACUGAUCCUCAGUAAACCUCGGCACCUUGCUUCAUCGAAUCACGGUCCCCCACCAGGUCGAAUCCUAUGACCAGUCCUCUCCAGCGCCUUCUCUCUUCAUCUCCCGCCGAACCAAGGACCCCAGCUCACACCGGUGUUGGGUGCACAACACAAAAACCAGCUCCCCUGAUUGGAUGGCUCACAUUCCAAAGAUCCGUUAUCUCUAACCAUAACCCAUACACUGCUUCUACAGAAACACCAUUACAUUAGCAGUGAAACCUUUUCCAGGGUGCUACAAAACAAAAUGCUGAAGGAAUUUAGCAUGUCAGUCAGCAUCUAUCAAAAGGAUUAAAGAGUUGAGGUUUCGGGCCACUCAUUUCCUAUUGGGCCUGUAUUUGCUUCACUUUUAAGGUCUUACCAGGCCCUGAUGCAACCAGUCCAUAUACUCUCCACCACCAGAAGUUUGUCAAAGUUUUAGAUAUCAUGCUGAAUCUUCGUAAACAUCUAUUGAAGUAGAGGUGCGGUUGUGCUUUCUUUGUAAUUGCACUUGGGUGCUGGGCUGAGGACAGGUCCUCUGAAAUGAUAGCACCAAAGAAUUUAAAGUUGUUGACCCUCUCCUCUGAUUCUUUGAUGAGGACUGGCCGUUUCCUCUUUCUGGAGUCAAUAAUCACCUCCCUGGUCUUGCUGACAUUGAGUGAGAGGUGGUUGUUGUGGCACCACUCAGACAAGUUCCCAGUCUCCCUCCUGUAUACUGAUUCGUCACCACCUGUUUCGGCUAAUGACAGCGGCGUUGUCAGCAAACUUCCAGAGGGGAAAAAAAUGCUGUUUCCACCCUUCUCCAGGCAAUCUGAACAAAUCAAUGAACUAAUGUGAACUUCAACAUUGAAAUGUCCUGAAAAUACAACAUCUUACAGCUUGAGGCAUAACUGUUGGAAUACUAUGCUACAUUUGUACUUAAACUUUUCUGGAUGUCCAAAUAAAGUGUGUCUCGGGUGGCUUGCCAUUCUCUCAGUUCUUAAACAGUUGGUUGCCUGGAUUAGAGAAUGUUUUAUGAGGAUAGGUUGAGUGAGCUAGGGUUUUUCCCUUUGGGGUGAAGGAAGGUGAGAGGCAACUUGAUAGAAGUGUACAAGACAGGAGAUAUAGGUUGAGUAGGUAGCCAGAGGCUUUUCCCCAGGGCAGAAAUGGCUAAUAUGGAGGUGGGGAGGCAUAAUUUUAAGGUGAUUGGAAAUAUUAUAAGAGGGGGUGUCAGAGGUAGGGUUUUUUUACACAGAGUGGUGGGUGCAUGGAAUGUACUGUCAAGGGUGGUGGUUGAGGCACAUGAAAUUAGAGAUAUUAACUCUUAAAUUCGUGGAUGAUAGCAAAAUGGAGGCUGAUGGGUAGGAGAGGGUUAGAUUGAUCUUAGAGCAAGUUAAAAGGUGGGUACAACAUUAUGGGUUGAAGGCUCUGCCCUGUGCUGUAGUGUAAUGUGUUGUGUGUUCUAUUUAGAAUAUACAGGAGGAAGCCAUUUGCCCCUUUGUAGUGGUGCCAGAUCUUUGUAAGUUGCUACCUAAUUAGUCCCAGUUCCUUGCUCUCUUCCUGUUGGCAUGCAUUUUGUUUUACUUUUAAAGUCUUAAGCAACUGGUUGUUUUUUCAGUUAUUUUUAUAACCCCUUUCAGAUAACUUGAUGCUUACUUUUUAAAAAUCUCCCCUCCUCCUCCUUCCCCCUCUCUUUGACCUAACCAUUGCAAGUAUUAUUUUCCAUUAGUUUUUCUCGAGUUUUCCAUCCUCGAGUUCUGCUGGAGUGCACACACAGGUCUCUACCCGACAGCUGCUGCUUCUCAUUGUGUGUCUGUCAUUGUUUUCCUCGUGGGUGUGGGGAGGGAAAUGGAAUUCACAGUAGCCGCAGCUCCACUGGGGGAGAGAUGAGCAAGAGACUACAGAAACACAAGGGAUUUCUUAAUUCAAGUACUUGUGCUUAAGUAGACCAGUGUAAACCAGCUAGGAAAUUGAAGACUUCCUGCUGAAUAUGUAUGGUGGACAGGAGGUGAAUGUCGCAGCAAUCAAAGUGAUGUCUUGGGAGGAAUAAUUAAGCAUUUUUUUUUCUUUUCUGCUCCCAGACAAUGCACAUUUCACAGUGAAGAUGACAGCUAUUUUCUGCUAGGAAAUUCUCAAUUCCUUCAUGAAACCCCCUGUUUAUUAGCUAAGGAGGUGGCCUGGUAGCAUAGUGGUUAGCACAAAGCUAUUGUAGUGCCAGUGACUGGGAGGCAAUUCUGCCGCUGUCUGUAAGGAGUCUUCACAUUAUCCCCCAUCACCAUGUGGGUUUCUUGGGUUUCUUCCCACAUUCCAAAGACGUAUGGGCUAGUGGGUUAAUUAGUUGUGUGUGUAAUUAGGUGGUGAGGGCUCAUUGGGCCAGAAGGGCCUGUUACCAUGUUAGAUCUUUAAAUCAACACCAGUAAGACAAGGGUGGUGGUGAUGGACUUUAGGAAGACUCAGCCUGCACUGUUCCCUAUUGCUGUUACUAUUGGUGGUGAGGAUGUGGAUUUGGUGAGGACCUACAAGUACCUGGGGGUGCACCUGUGUGACAGAUUUGAGUGGGACAUCAACACAGGCUGUGUACAAGAAGGGCCAGAGUCACCUUUACUUCCUGAGGAGACUGGGUUCCUUUGGAGUAUGGAGGCCUCUCCUUCACGUGUUCUACCAGUCUGUUGUCACCAGUACAAUCUUCUGUGCAGUGGUGUGCUGGGGCAAUGGCAUCGAUAUGGGUGAUGCCAACGGGCUCGAUAAACUGAUGAGAAAGGCCAGCUCUGUUACAGGAGUCAAAUUGGACACACUGGAGGCUGUGGUCGACCAAAGGACCCUGCGGAAAAUCCUGGCAAUUCUGGACAAUUCUUCCCACCUUCUGCAUGCCUCCUUGGCUGAACAGAGGAGCACUUUUAGUAAUAGACUGAGACAACUGCGCUGCUUCAAAGAGCGCUAAAUGAGGACAUUCUUACCCUCGGCUGUUAGGUUCUAUAAUGAGUCAACCUAUAGCCGGGGAAGUGAUGACCCCUCCUGUUAGACUGUUUGAGGUAACUUAUUUUUUAUUCUUUCUUACUUCUCUUCUAAUAUUUGUAUAUCU
Mobula hypostoma (lesser devil ray) is the source of this 7019-nucleotide messenger RNA. RefSeq names its product ER degradation enhancer, mannosidase alpha-like 2 (gene edem2). The transcript has 11 exons. Bases 86 to 1804 code for a protein of 572 amino acids. Gene Ontology annotation, molecular function: mannosyl-oligosaccharide 1,2-alpha-mannosidase activity; calcium ion binding. Gene Ontology annotation, cellular component: membrane; endoplasmic reticulum. Gene Ontology annotation, biological process: carbohydrate metabolic process; mannose trimming involved in glycoprotein ERAD pathway; endoplasmic reticulum mannose trimming. The record is from RefSeq and is a predicted model, not a curated record. Lineage: Eukaryota; Metazoa; Chordata; Chondrichthyes; Myliobatiformes; Myliobatidae.